GAGGGGAAUGCAUGACUUCAGUCAUUUGCUGGGCAGCGUGAAACUAAGCCUCAAACACAGCCCCUUCAGAGCCACAAUGCUUGCUCUGCUGUUCACACUGUUGAUGUUCUCUGGCCUGAGGAGCGUGGGCUUGAGACUGUUCUCCAUGGCGACUGAAACCUACGUGUCUGGGACCCACUCUGCGGCCUUCAUUACCUGCCCCAACAUGGAGGUUGCUAAAGACAUUGCACGGGGUGUUGUACAGAAGAAGCUGGCUGCCUGCGUGAACAUUGUGCCACAGAUAACUUCCGUAUACGAAUGGAAAGGAAACAUUGAGGAAGACAGCGAAAUUCUGCUUAUGGUUAAAACACGAAGCACCAAAGUUGGCGACUUAGCGGCGUACGUGCGGUCGGUUCACCCUUAUGACGUGGCGGAAGUUAUCAGUGUGCCGAUCGACCAGGGGAACCCACCGUACAUGAAGUGGCUGAGCGAGGUGGUGCCGGAAUAAAAGUCCUGAGCCCGUAGCCUGAGGGGAGAGAGAGAAAGAGAGAGAGACAUCUUUCGAGAGCGGCUGCUCCCUUGAGUCCCGCGUUAGCUUUCAUUUUUUGGUCCGCAAAGAGCUUUCUUCAGCAAAUCUCUCCACUUUUCCUGCACUCGGCUCCCUGGUCUAAUUCCUGCUUGCAGCUCACAGCCUGCCACAGCUACAAGGGCUUUUGUGUGUCUUACUGUCUUCUCACUUUCGGGUGAGGAGACACUUGUGGCAAAGGCUGUCACCUAUAAGGGAACACUUGGUCUGGUCACUGCAAUGAAGGAUGUGCAAUGUGCUUCAGAGUAUCAUGUUAAAUAUCACAUGUGUGAACUUCACUAACAAUGACCAGGGUAUUCCCUUUGUUAACUUCUAAUUAAAAUUUUGAUCAGAUUUA
Chiloscyllium plagiosum (whitespotted bambooshark) is the source of this 902-nucleotide messenger RNA. Its product is annotated as protein CutA homolog. Gene Ontology annotation, molecular function: copper ion binding. Lineage: Eukaryota; Metazoa; Chordata; Chondrichthyes; Orectolobiformes; Hemiscylliidae. The record is from RefSeq and is a predicted model, not a curated record. Gene Ontology annotation, biological process: response to metal ion.